Mya arenaria is the source of this 912-nucleotide messenger RNA. The record is from the annotation of a RefSeq genome assembly. NCBI's taxonomy places the organism in Eukaryota, Metazoa, Mollusca, Bivalvia, Myida, Myidae.
AUGUCUCACGUACUAGCUAUUUUGAUUAUUUUAUUAGGUGUGGCUUUUUUAAUUGUGGUAGAGCGUAAAGGCUUAGGAAUAAUACAAUUCCGUCAGGGUCCAAAUAAGGUAGGUUUAAAGGGGAUAUUACAACCCAUUGCUGACGGGGUAAAACUGUUUACAAAAGAAUUUUCUCUGCCUUAUUCAAGGUUUAUUGGGGUGUAUCUGGCAGGUCCUUUUCUGUGCUUUUUUCUUUCAUACUGUGUAUGAGUGGUUUUUCCUUCAUUUUAUAGAACAAGUCGUUUUGAUUUGCCUGUGCUUUUUAUUCUGUGUGUAUCAAGAAGACACGUUUUCGGUGUGUUUCUGGUAGGAUGGUCGGCUGAUUCCCGUUACUCUUUCUUAGGAGCAAUACGUGGAGUGGCUCAAACAAUCUCGUAUGAGAUCGUUUUUACAACUAUUAUCUUAAUUCCAUUAGUAAUAAUUAGGUGUUUGAGCUUAGUAGAUUUUCGGGUAAGGGGUAUAGGAAUAUUCCUAAUGUGUAUAGAGGUUUUUUUGAUGUGAAUAAUCGUAAGGUUGGCUGAGCUAAAUCGAGCUCCUUUUGAUUUUGUUGAGGGGGAGUCUGAGCUUGUGUCUGGUUAUACUGUUGAGUUUGGUGGGGCGGGUUUUGCUUUAAUUGCCUUAGGGGAAUACGGAAGAAUUUUUUUUAUAAGAAUACUAACCGGUGUAAUCUUUCUAAGGGUCGGUAGAGGGGGGGCAAUUUCAAAUUUAAUAUUCAGGGUGUGAAUAGUUCUAUUCUCCUAUUUUUUUGUGGGUAUUCGAGGAAGAAUACCACGUUAUCGUUAUGACUUGCUUAUAAGGUUUUGCUGAACUAAACUACUUCCACUCAGUUUAAGUCUUUUGGCCUUUUACUUCUGUCUUGGUAUUUUAUUUUAA